ACGUCAUUUCUGUGUGUCUCUUGCAGGUUGCUCAGAAGAUGGGCUUCCCACCGGCUCUGGUGAACGAGGCAGCAGAGAACAUGAUCAAACUGUACAACGUGUUCAUCAAGUACGACGCGUCCAUGGUGGAGAUCAACCCCAUGGUGGAGGACUCCUCUGGCAUCGUGAUGUGCAUGGAUGCCAAGAUCAACUUUGACUCCAACGCAGUGUACCGCCAGAAGAAGGUGUUCGACAUGCAGGACUGGACUCAGGAGGACCCCCGGGACCGGCAGGCCGCCAAGGCAGACCUCAACUACAUCGGCCUGGACGGAACCAUCGGCUGUCUGGGUCAGUGCUCACCAAAUGUCACGAACACUACAGAAGUUUUAGAGACGAUGAGUUUGAAUAAUUAUGCUCGCUUUGAGAACAAACAAACGUGA
Molecule: messenger RNA, 419 nt
Organism: Acanthochromis polyacanthus (spiny chromis)
Lineage: Eukaryota; Metazoa; Chordata; Actinopteri; Pomacentridae
Product: succinate--CoA ligase [ADP-forming] subunit beta, mitochondrial-like
Exons: 2
Coding region: 39-419 (126 amino acids)
Biological process (GO): tricarboxylic acid cycle; succinyl-CoA metabolic process
Cellular component (GO): mitochondrion; succinate-CoA ligase complex
Molecular function (GO): succinate-CoA ligase (ADP-forming) activity
Source: RefSeq, a predicted model, not a curated record